ACCAAGAAUUUCCUCGGGCCAGACCGUCGUCCCUGUUCCGGCUCCGAGUGCAGCGCCGAGUAUUUUUGGCGCUAGUCCGCGGUGUCAAAGACUUUUAUCCGCUGUUCUGCGAAGCUUCGGCACAUUCAUCCAUCUCCCUCUGCUUCGCAUCCUAUGCCUUGUUACAGCAAAGCCUCCCACCCAACUGUCCUCGCCUGGACGCUGCACUCACCCACUUACGAGUGGAGGCGCAAGAGAUACGAAGAAGGUGUUCAUAAUCCCACGCACACGCCAAGCCGGUUGCGAACAUUGCUAUCUGGACUAAGGAUGGUUAGAGUUCGCACCAAAACAGACGGAAUUAUUUGCCGUACGACCCUGAAUUUUGAGCACCAGCCGGUUGUGGUGAUGGGGGUUCGCCAAUCAAGGGCAGGGCUUCGUGAAACGCCUGAGGGGACCACGUAUAAGCCUUGGAUACCAGGCGGAUCGUCAUGCUCUAGUGAUGGGCGGGAGACAUGGCCCCCAAGCAAUAGGAUUGUCCCAGUGUGAAUGGGUCCCCUGGGCACAGCAAUAAUGACUGCAGGAUCGGCAGCGGCACCUGCAUACACACGCAGCCCUCGGACGCACGCUACGUCAUAUCGUAGCGACUGCCUAGGCCC
Molecule: messenger RNA, 635 nt
Organism: Suhomyces tanzawaensis NRRL Y-17324
Lineage: Eukaryota; Fungi; Ascomycota; Pichiomycetes; Serinales; Debaryomycetaceae
Exons: 1
Coding region: 154-525 (123 amino acids)
Source: RefSeq, a predicted model, not a curated record